Messenger RNA from Rotaria sp. Silwood2, 1578 nucleotides. Lineage: Eukaryota; Metazoa; Rotifera; Eurotatoria; Philodinida; Philodinidae. The record is from the annotation of a GenBank genome assembly.
AUGGCAUUUUCACGAUUUUAUCCAGUUUCAGGUCUUAUUUAUGAUCCCGAUAUAGCACCAACAAAGGCUAUUCAAAAUGUUCAUGCACAUGAUAGUGCUCAAUGGCAACAACCAUCUAAGCAAAGAUUUGAUACAACAUAUCGUACUGAAUAUAUCAAUCGUAUUCGACAUCCAGAUCAAAUUGCAAGACCUAUUCGAAAUACAAACAGUUCACUUAAUCAGUAUUCUGUCUUACCACCAAUUCCUUCAACAACUAUUACUACGGCUAAUAAUAAUAAUAAUAAUAAUUCUAAUAAUGUGGCAUCUGCUCGUAGUACUAGAACAGAUGUUUCACAUCAACAAACAAUUAAAGAUCAAGAAGUACCAACUAAUCAAAGCAUGCCUAAAGACAUACAACCAUUAGAUUUUCAUAAUGUUAUGCAAAAUUCUUAUGAUUAUCAGCAACAGCAACAACCAAUGAUGAAUAAUAUAGAUACAUAUUUACCUGAAGAACCUGUUUUAUUAACUGAUUAUGAAGAACAACGUUUAUCUGAACAACUUUGUAAUCAAUUAGGAUCUUCAACAGCUGUUGAUAGAUUAAAAUUAUUUUAUCAAGAAUUAACAGCAUAUGAUCCAAAUUUAACAAGUUAUGUGCAUUAUUCAGUAAUUCAAUCAAUGGCUUAUCAACUUGGAUUGAAUUUACAAGAAGAUACACUUCGUUUUGCUAUGUGUAAAUUUGUUUCACCGGAUCGACCACGUGGUUAUGUUCAUCAGCAACAAAGUCUAAGCCAGAAAAAUAACUAUUAUGAUAAUGAUUCUUAUAGUCGACAUUCAAGUUUACCAAGACAAUAUCAAACACAAAUGAGAUUCGGUGGUAGUGUCGUUAAUGAUAAUGAUAAUGAAAGUUUCGAUCCUGAUGAACGGCAAGUUCGAGUUUUAUUAAAACAAAAUUUAAAAUAUUUUGAUAUUAAUGGUUCAAUUGAUUUUGAUAAAUUAUAUCGUGAAUUUAAAAUUGCCGAUCGAAAUCAAACUGGUGUUUUAAAUCGACAACAAAUAGAAGAAGUUAUUUAUAAAGUUCGUAUACCAUUACAACGUUCAUUAAUAUUUCAAAUACUUGAAAAACAUUGUCGAGCUUAUUUAAGAUUAUACAAGUGGGAAGCUUUUUUUCAAUAUUUAAAAGAACAAAUCCUUGACAUAAAAGAAGUUCAAGAUCGAUCAAGUCCAAUGUAUACACAACGUACUCCAAAUCGUAGUCAAUGGCUUGAUUUAAUUCGAAGAGAAUAUAGUGAAAAUGAUCGUUUACGAAUUAUUGAACAAUAUAGUACACAUAAUGAAGGACCACGAUUAGAAAGUAAUAACCCAUCUGCAUGGUUUGCACGAUUUUUACGCCUUGCCAAUGCUAUGUACAGUCAUCGUGCUAGCACAAAUAGAGAACAUGAUUUUUUAUUACCUCGAGAAGAAGCUCGUCGACUCUUUCGUGCUUAUAAUCAAGUAUGGGAUUUAAAAAUUGAAGAAGAUAAAUUACAACGAGUACUUGAUGCAUGUGCUCGUAGUGGAAAUACUUCUAUUGAUGAUGCGCUUAAGUUACUUGCCAAAUGA